CAUCACGUGAAUUGAAAUUUGUGUCCCUUAUUCCUAGUUUAUCUGAUUCCGAUAAAAGCUUCUUACUGAUUCGUAAUUUCUACGUGACAUUCCCAUCCGAGUCACAUAUUGUCAUAUCCAUGCUAGGUGAUUGUUACGUAGCAGUUUAGCGUAGUGUAACAUAUUGACGCUACGUGACUUUCCAGUGUGAAAAAAACUAUCAAAAAAUCAACAUGGCGUCGGACAUACUUGCAGACCUGGAUAUUUCUCGCGAUUUGCUGGACAUUUUUGAGCAGUGUGAUAUUGGACUUUACGAGCUGCUGACGCUGUCUCUGCAGGAUUUAAAGGAGUAUUUGGAGCAAACGGGAGUAAAUUGGUCGUACGAGAAUCUUUUCGAGCGUAUCACGUCGUGGAGGAAGCGAAACAAAACACAGAUAGCACAACUGCUGCUCAGCGGAAGCUCACUUCAAGAGCCACCGGAAGCGGCAGCUUCCAGUUCACUGCCGAAAGCCGACGAGCAUUUUGAAAUCGUCACCGAGAUCAUUCUGCACCCGGAAUCCCAACCCGAGGAAGAACAGGAAUCCCAACCCGAGGAAGAACAAGGAGAGUCACAGCAAGAAGAAAAGGAGGAAUUGCGAGAAAAAAGUACCGACGUCGAAAAUAGCCAGCCUGAACCUCUUGCGGAAGAAAGAGUACAGUCGCCGUCGGACCAAUUGGAUACUUCGCAGUCCGAGAAAACUAAUACAGUGGCUGAAGACGUAAAUAAGCAUUCAUCCCCAUCUGUGCAGUCGUACCCAGACCAGCAAUCGCGGCCAGAUACAUCAAGGCUGAUAACGCUUAACCCUGAGUGGCUUAACGGACUGCUGCUUUCGUCCGAGAAAGGAAAGGAUAUUUUACGCAGAUCGGAGCAUGGGGAACUCUCCGAGCCGAAGCAGCAGCAGUUGGCAGAAAUAGUGGCCAACUACCAUAUUUCGUUACACCGAAACCUGCGUUCUGAGGACCUCGAAAACUACAGCUUGGCCAUAACAACGUUAUUCAAAUCAGAGAAGAAGGUUCGUAUUAACAUAUGAUAUUAAAAUAAUCGCUUAGAACACUAAAAGAAUAUUUUUUAGGAAAGUUAUUACAUUCCGAGAGGGGGAGACCGCAAAAACCCUGGCGGCAAAAUAGCCAACAAGAUCGGCAACCUAAAACAAAAGAAGCGGAAGGAAGAAGCUAGAGAAGAUGAGCACGUGAAGAAGCUGAAACCCAGUUCCGCCCCGCAAAAGGUUCAAGCGGUAAAUGAAGGAACUCAGUGGCUGAUCCUGAACGUGCAACCGUGGUCAACAGUGCUGGACAAAUGGCCAGUGAGCUUCAGCUUCAGGCAACCGCUGCUGCAGAAACAAAAAUCGGCUGCUAAAUUAUUGCAGAAGUUUCCGCACUAUAAAGAGGAAUUCGGAUACCAACUGGUGAGUAUUUAUCUAAGGGAAGAUUCAAAUAUUACGUCCAUCAUUUUUCAGGAUUUCUAGACCUCCCCUCUGUCACGCUAUUUUCCUAUACCUAAUACACUUUCGUAGACCCCCACCCCCCCCACCCCCACCAAUUGUUGGACGUAAUUUUUGAACGUUCCCUAAUGCAGGUGUAGCUAUUAACAAGUAAAACUUAUGUAUAAAUUCUUUUGUCUAGAUUGAUAAAGACUUUGCAUCGAUUUACCCAGAAGCACCGACUGAGUUGGAUAAAUUGAAAGAGGUUUGUAACGCUGCCAGACCUUUCAUCGAGAAGCAGGCGACUGACCCAUCAGCUAGUGCACUACUGAAGCACUUCGACAGUACUAGUGAAGGUAAAUGCUAUCAUAUUGAUAUAUAUUAUUCAAUAAUACGGUCAGAUCGACAAUCCGGAGGGGCAUUCAGAGGCUCCUAAGCAAUCCUAACAACGGUUAAAUCUGGAACAUAUAUUUCAGGCAAAAGAUUUUCGAAGCAAUUUAAUUGAGCCCAGUUACGAUAAAUCAGGCAAACCACUAUUUUUCAAACUGAAGUAAAGACUUACUGUUUGAUGUACAUUUGGCUCAUCGAGUAAUACUGCUGAUCUCCUUCACAAUGCUGAU
Aedes albopictus (Asian tiger mosquito) is the source of this 2059-nucleotide messenger RNA. Its product is annotated as glutamic acid-rich protein-like. The transcript has 3 exons. The record is from RefSeq and is a predicted model, not a curated record. NCBI's taxonomy places the organism in Eukaryota, Metazoa, Arthropoda, Insecta, Diptera, Culicidae. Bases 213 to 1049 code for a protein of 278 amino acids.